Molecule: messenger RNA, 5425 nt
Organism: Rosa chinensis
Lineage: Eukaryota; Viridiplantae; Streptophyta; Magnoliopsida; Rosales; Rosaceae
Product: pentatricopeptide repeat-containing protein At2g34400
Exons: 6
Coding region: 14-1861 (615 amino acids)
Biological process (GO): RNA modification
Molecular function (GO): protein binding; RNA binding
Source: RefSeq, a predicted model, not a curated record
ACACACCAACAUAAUGCUUAGACCCAAAGCCCCUUCACACCUUAUUCCCCGCCAAAUCGCUUUUGAAAAUCUCAAUCCCGAUGCCCCAAACCAGUUCCUAUCUCUCUCGGGAAAGCUCAUAUACCUCUUGAAACAAUGCAUCUCCACCAAAGAGCUGAAACAAAUCCACACCCAAAUGCUCAUAAACUCCAUACACAAACCCAACUUCCUCCUCCCCAAAAUCAUAGACCUCAAAGACUUCACCUACGCCUACACCCUCUUCUCCCACAUCCCCGAACCCAAUGGCUACGCUUUCAACGUCAUGCUCCGUGGCCUAACCACCACUUGGCAAAAGUACCCACUUACUCUUCAACUCUAUUACCGAAUGAAGUCUCUGGGUGUGAUGCCGGAUAAUUUCACCUACCCAUUUCUCUUCAUCGCGUGUUGGAAUCUCUCGGAGCUUAAUCAUGGCCGUGCAGCACAUUCGUCUGUGUUGAAGACUGGGUUGGACGGUGAUGGUCAUGUGUGUCACUCUCUGAUCACAAUGUACUCGAUGUGUGGGGAACUGGGUUAUGCACGGAAGGUGUUCGAUGAAAUUCCCCAGAGAGAUUCGGUGUCGUGGAACUCGAUGAUUUCUGGGUAUACGAAGAUGGGGCGUGCAGGGGAUGCGGUGGGGUUGUUUGGGGAGAUGAGGGAGGCUGGGUUUGAGCCGAAUGAGAUGACUCUGGUGAGUGUUCUCGGGGCGUGCGGGGACCUUGGGGAUUUGAGCUUGGGUAGGUGGGUGGAGGAUUUUGUUGUUGAUAAAAAGUUGCAGCUGAAUUCUUAUUUGGGGUCUGCUUUGAUUGGUAUGUAUGGAAAGUGUGGUGAUUUGUGUUCGGCAAGGAGGGUGUUUGACAGUAUGAAGAAAAAGGAUCGUGUCACUUGGAAUGCCAUGAUUACAGGGUAUGCUCAAAACGGAAUGUCAGAUGAAGCAAUGGUGCUUUUUGAUGGAAUGAAAGAAGCAGGUGUUAUCCCUGAUAAAAUCACACUGGUUGGAAUGUUGUCUGCAUGUGCUGCAAUUGGUGCCCUAGAUUUGGGGAGAUGGAUUGACAAAUAUGCAUCUGAAAGGGACUUCCAACAUGAUAUUUAUGUUGCUACUGCAUUAGUUGAUAUGUAUGCUAAGUGUGGCAGCUUAGCCAAUGCACUAAGAGUUUUUGAAGACAUGCCCCAGAAAAAUGAGGUUUCAUGGAAUGCCAUGAUAUCUGCCCUUGCUUUCCAUGGGAGAGCCCAUGAAGCAAUAUCCCUAUUUGAGCGUAUGACAGAAGAAGUUGGGGCUGCUCAGCCAAAUGACAUCACAUUUGUCGCAGUACUUUCUGCUUGUGUUCAUGUUGGACUAGUCGAUGAGGGUCGUCGAUUGUUUGAUUUAAUGAGCUCAUCAUUUGGGCUGGUUCCGAAAGUAGAGCAUUAUUCUUGCAUGGUUGACCUUUUGUCACGUGCAGGAUGCGUACAUGAAGCUUGGGAUUUCAUCAAGAAAAUGCCUGAAAAACCAGAUGAAGUUACACUGGGAGCGUUACUUGGUGCCUGUCGGAAAUGUGGAAAUGUAGAUAUCACUGAACAGGUAGUGCAGCUGCUUCUAGAAUUGGAGCCUUCAAACUCCGGAAACUAUGUUAUCUCAUCAAAGAUCUAUGCGGGCUUAAAAAUGUGGGAUGACUCAGCAAGGAUGAGAGUGUUGAUGAGACAAAGGGGUGUCAGCAAGACUCCUGGCUGUAGCUGGAUUGAGACAGAGAAUCAACUUCAUGAGUUUCACGCCGGUGAUAAUUUAGAAGAGAUCUCUCAAGUACUUAAAGUAUUAUAUGAGGAUUUGAAGGAUGAAGGUUACAUACCAAACAUUAAUGCUCUCUAGAGAAACAAUGAUGGAAACAAGUGCUAUACAUCUGGAUAACCAAACGGCAUGCUUAUGAUUUUGGCCAGUUUGGACAUGCAUAGAAAUAUAUGCACAUGACUGUGGAAGCGGAACUUGAAGAAACAUUGUUUUGACUUUUAUAGCUUACAGUAAUAGCUAAUUCUUUUGAAAAAACAAUUAAGCUAGCUCUGAAAGUGCGGUAAAACUCAACGAAGGAAUACAAGGUUAAUACUCUGUUCCCCUGUCUUGCAUAAAUAUACCAGGAACUUUACCUCCAAGAUCAACAGGAUGAAAAUAUAAGAGAUCAGCUUUACUAAAAAGACAACUGUGAAGAGAUUUGCAUGAAAUUGUCCCUAGAUUUGCUAAAUUUGAGCCCCCAGCAUCCCCACUGAAGGCACCAAGCUUGCACCUUGCAGCUUUAAUGAUAGAGAAGCAAACUCUCCUCAAAGUGUUAAGAUUCCUUCAAAACCCAAAGUUCCAGCUAUAAGGGAGACCGUAAUAUCUGCAAAAAUUGCAAUCUUCACAUUACACUUGCUUAAUAGAUUGCACAACCUGGAAAACAGAAUUCGGAAGCUUCAGUCUCUACCACAUGUCCUUCUGACAUCUCACAUAUUUAUGGCACUCUAAAAGGAAGAAAUGGGUUAGAAAUGUCUUCAAACGAGCUUCAACUAGAACCCCUCAUCAUGAAUCUAGCAUCCCAACUAUUAUCAUCAACUCCAUACUUACUCCUUGUCAUAUGAAUCUGCUUCCAAAGGCUAUCUCUUUUACCAAUUCCCAAGCAAUGCUUAUUUCUUUUAACUUAGUUACCCACUAUUAGACACCCGUUCCCCCUCUAGCUACAAAGUCCCAACUAUUAAAGUGAUCUUUCUUUCCUUCCUAUCAACCUUCUGAUAGAUACUCUAGCUGAAUACUGUAAGCACUUUUUCAUUAAAUGUUCCUAAAAAUCCCAAGAUGAAACAUACCAUUUCUUAGCCAUCCACUCAUCACUCAUUGGUUCAAUUCUUUUCAUGUCAUGAUAGGCGAGCUUUAAUCUAGAGAGGAUUGAUCAUGCCUAAGAAAAUCUUCACUGGCAAACUCCCAAGUUGGACAGUUGAAAGAUGGAAUCUUGUUAGGAUGUAUGAUUCUAGUCUGACAUCCACAUAUGUACACACACAGGUGUGUGUGGGAAAAUUUUCACUUGGCAAACUCCCAAGUUGGACAGUUGAAAGAUGGAAUCUUGUUAGGAUGUAUGAGUGUGUGUGGGAAAGUUUUCACUAGGCAAACUCCCAAGUUGGACAGUUGAAAGAUGGAAUCUUGUUAGGAUGUAUGAUUCUAGUCUGACAUCCACAUAUGUACACACACAGGUGUGUGUGCUAGUUUUUACUGAUAAUCAGCCAACAUACAGAUGACGGCUACAAUGUGGGCGGAGAAAUAUCAUAUUUCUUCUUAACAAUGGCGGAUAUCCAAAAGAAGAAAAGUUCCAUCUUGGGCCGUACAAUGUAAUAAUGAACUGGAACUACACUACCUUGGUUGAUUCUUCUAUCCAUAAUGGGGAGAGCAACUGCUGGACGACCAAGUUCAAUGCGAGGAGGAGCUUAUAGCAACAAUUAAUACGGUAAUUAAGGAUAAAGAGGACUGCUUGUGCUUUAUACUUUAUUCUUUAUAGAGGUCAUUUUAGACAAGGAGGACUCAAGCAAAGUGCUAAUUCAGUUUGGCUGUACCAUAUUUGCCAGAAGUAACCCUCCACAACCGUGACUAAAAUUGAAAUUAUUACUUGAAAGCUCUAUAUUUGUCUUAGAAACUAGGAAGAAAAAGAUGAGAUAUAAAUAGUUCCAUUGUUGUUUACCCAUAAUAACAAGUUAGUUGUACUAUAACAGCCUACUAGCUCUGAGGUCAAAAGCACUUCAUAUACCUAUUAAUGUCAAACACAUAAAGUUGGUAUUUAAAUUUCAGGAACAUGUUGCUGAAAAUCAAAUUUUUUUUGUUGUGUUUUGUUUUUUUUUUUGGGUGAGACUGGUUAUGAUAUGUGUAGAUAGGCACCACAAAUGUUCCUCUGUGUGUGGAGAUUGUCUUGAGGUGGUAAAUGGGGUAUUCAUUCUCUCCUUCCAGGGUGACCUUUCAUCUCAAUGGGGAAGGUGCUACCCCACAAUUGUUGCAAUUAGCUUGCAACCAAGUGACUUUAAAAGAGGUCUACAUUACAAGUAUGCAGGUCCUAUCCCAGCAUAUCUCUCUUUUUCAUAUGAUUCAAUCUUCCUAAAGGCUAGUGCACAAAAUGGUUGACAUGAGUAGGAUCCCCGGAUACUUUCUAUUCUCCAUUGCAUUAACUCCCAAUAUAACUGGAGUUCAAUUAGUUCUCUACCCCACUGUAAAUUGUUACCAUUUGCCAGAGAAAUAACUGGAGCAAUGUGUUAUAUUGAGAAUGAAUGCAGUGGAGAAUCAUAUAUUCAUAGUGGGUAUGUGGGGAUGCCCACGAUAUGCACAGCUAAAAAAGGAAGCCUCGGCCACAAAAUACAGGGGAAGCAAACAAAUGGCUAUAAAAGCUCAGUUGUAUAGGGAAGUUUAACAAAUGACCUUUGCGUAAGAAGUUCAUACAUGCAUGCUUAAGAACUAAAGUGUUGUCUGUUUACUUUGACAUUUAGUUGCAAAUUUGCUAGGGAAUUCAACUUAUCAGCACUAUUCUUAAACUUGGUUGGAGAAACCAUACCAUUCUUUUUUCUAUGACUCUGGGAAACUAUUUCUAUCAGACUGGAAUGAAUCUGCAUCAAGUAUUUUCAAGGAGUGGUGCUUGGAAUAUCCUUCACCUCUGUUGUGUCUAAACCUACUUCAUUUCUAACGACAUUGUCAGGCUGUACAACAACUGCCUUCUCCAUUUUGACAAGAAGUGAGAACCCAACCAAGUUGAAUUCAUCGAAAAUGGCUCCAGCAAAUAGCUAAGCAUCGGCUGAUUCUACUAUUUCUGCGGUGAAGGGGGUGCUCAAAACACCCCAAUAAGAUCCAAUGAAAUGUGGGUGGUCCUCUGGUACCAGGCCUUUUUGCAGAGGGCAUGACUGUCAAGGCAUAACCACAAGUCUGCCAACUCAAUGAGGCAAUUGCUGGCCUUUGUAACGGGAAGAAUCUGCCCAGCAACAAUACCCAGUUUCAAAGCUUUACCAAGGAACUAGCUGCCUCCACUGCAAUUUCUAGGCCUCCUUGGUGAGUCAAUCUGAAACAAAAACGUAUCAAUUAUCUUUCUGUUAACUGGCUACUAUUAAAUUGAUAUAUGAAUAUACCAAAGAAUUUUCUAGUUCGAAGCAUUUGAGAAAUUACUUGGGAGUUAAAAAUAACCGAUCAGUAGGCUCAUGAAAGGACGGAUGAGACAGCUUACACCGAUAUAAAUAGGCUUUCUGUCUUUCAAAGCAGUUGCGAAUGUUUCAUCAAUCUGUGAACGUGCAUCUUCCAAGUCCUUCACAACAGCCUCAAAGUAAUUGCAGCAUGGCAUAUUAGAAAUGGAGUUGAUAUCUAGUUAGGCUAACCACCAAGAUUUACUUGGAAUACAAUCAAUCAAGUUUAAAUAAAUUUGUUAUCAAUUACUACCUCAUUAUUGCA